This is a messenger RNA of Trichoderma aggressivum f. europaeum, 2181 nucleotides long. RefSeq lists its product as uncharacterized. Gene Ontology annotation, biological process: regulation of cyclin-dependent protein serine/threonine kinase activity. Gene Ontology annotation, cellular component: cyclin-dependent protein kinase holoenzyme complex; nucleus. The record is from RefSeq and is a predicted model, not a curated record. NCBI's taxonomy places the organism in Eukaryota, Fungi, Ascomycota, Sordariomycetes, Hypocreales, Hypocreaceae. The transcript has a single exon. Gene Ontology annotation, molecular function: protein kinase binding; cyclin-dependent protein serine/threonine kinase regulator activity. Bases 1 to 2181 code for a protein of 726 amino acids.
AUGACGUGCGAAACUACAAUCUCGCCCCUCUUACCCUCCUAUGACCCUUUGAGUCGAUAUGCCCCCUAUAACUCGUCUAUAUCCUCCUCGGCUUCGGCCUCUGCCUCCUCGGUGUGGUCCGGAUCCGACACUGCCUCCCAAACCUCGGACGAUGCCUCUGGCUCUAUCUCAUCCGACAACGACUCAUGCACCUCGUACUUUUCCUCUCAGGCGUCCUCGACAACCACUCGUCGACCUGACCUUACCAAGCAACGUCAGCAGCAACAACAGGUUGUCCCUGUUGAGUUGCGCCAAAACCCUAGACGCACCGCUGCGGCGGCUGGUGGCGCGGGAUGCCCCCCACCAUCACUUGUUCGGCAGUCGGAUCGCAAAGUGAACUUCGUCGAUAGCCUUGUCGGUACGUGCCUCUCACUGACACAGCCCUUGAAGCCAAAACUCCCGUGCUUAGCCUUUAUGUUUCCAGACUCGUCCACCCAGAUUGUUGAAGCCAUCUGGCCUCUCUCUUCCGCUCCGUGCCGCCCGGAGCCUGGCAACAGGACCGUGCUGCCGCUGCGCACCUUUAUCCAAGAGACGCUUCGGCGCUCGCGCACGAGCUACUCGACCCUGCAAGUCGCGCUGUAUUAUCUCAUCCUCAUCAAGCCUCACGUUCCCAAGCGUAGCUUUACUACGGAGCAGUACGAGGACCGCUUCGCCGACCGGGCUCUUCAGUGCGGCCGGCGCAUGUUCCUCGCGGCCCUGAUCCUUGCUUCCAAGUAUCUUCAGGACCGCAACUACUCUGCACGUGCCUGGAGCAAGAUCUCUGGCCUCAAUGUCCAGGAGAUCAACCAGAACGAGGUCGCUUUUCUUCUCGCUGUCAACUGGAAGCUACACAUCACUGAUGAGGUUUUCCGACGAUGGACCGAAAUUGUUCUCAAACAUACUCCUCCCCCACCCCCGCCGUCGCCCGGUGCCGUCUCACAGACUUUGGCUCAGCAAACGUCGGAGUGGAAGCAAGUCAUCCUGGGACUGAACCCGGACCUGACCAACAUCGAGGGACUCAUUCCCGCCCUCCGCAUGCCUGCGAGAUCCAGUGAUCUCUGCGCCCUAUCACCUCGUAGUAUUCUCAACCUCCCCACGGAGCAGCGACGUGUGCCCACCCUGGCUUCGACCGCGGCCGAGGAAGAGACUUGCGAUCCCAAGUUUCUCACCAAGUAUCUGCCUACUCCCUUGGAGCCAACCCCCACGAUUUUUACGGCCACUCCCGGCCGAAUGGCCCCUGCAAUGGGUCUUCUUCCGACCCCGCGCCUGACACCGCAAGCAAGUGGCAUCUGCACUCCCGCAGUGAGUGCUGCAUCACACCUUCUCGGUAAAAGCAACGCAAUGUGCCUGGCCAUGGCCCAAGCCGGCAGCAUCAACACCGCUCAGCACCUGGAGCGCUUUCCCGCGACCCUGUCGGCAUCCCCCCAGAACUACUGCCCCGCUCGCCGUUCUUCUCUUGCCAACUCAAUCUCGACCAUGUCCUCUCCCGAAUCGAUGGUUUCGGAUCUUUCGCACACCUCUCGCUCGUCCUCCGUUUCGUCUGCCUCGUCUUUCGCUAGCGCGACCCUCAACAGCUCGUUGACGGCUCAGUCGCGAUUCCGAUCGAUGAAGGCGAUGAAUGAGAGAUCGUACUUGAGGUCGACAGUCCCCACCGUCUCGGAGAGCUACGAAGAGUAUGGUUUCACGUCGUCUCCCGAAUCGUACACCGGCCCGGUUGCGAAGAUUGGGAGCCUCGCUCUGGAAACCCCCCUGGCAAGACAGCAACGCGAGCUGGAAGGAAUGUCCCGGGAUCCCGACUCGGAUGCCGCACGUGCUCUCCAGCACCUGCACAGCCAGAGCAUCCGCGGUGUUGACUUCAAGCCCACGGCGCCCAUCGCGGCCAAGGCUGGCAUCAAGCGUAGCCGAACCGCAUCAGUGGACCAGCCCCUGCAGGAUCACGUACGGGAGAUGCUCUACCCACACGGCGCCGGGAGCGCUCCCUGGCCCAUUGCGCGCUCGCGAGGACUCGACGGAACGGAGCCCUACUUGCAGGUACCCGUUCGCCCCAGCCCAGGAGAAACAAGGAAGAGGCUUUGUUGCUCCGCUCAAGCGGCCAGUGGCUAUCAGGCAGCAACGAGCGCAUUUCGCCCACGAGAGCCAAGCUUUUGGGGCAUCCUUAACUGA